CAGGCAUUGUAUAACGGGUGUGACAUUCUGUCACCACACUGUCAGAAGCGUCAAAACAUUCUGAGCAAUGACAAAGAGACCCGAUGUUCCAGCAUUGUAAUGUGUGCACUGCCCAGGUCGGGCAGCCAGAGCGGUGAGGCGGUACAGGUCAGUCGCGUUGAGAAGGUCCUGUCGCUUGGCAAUUUGCCAUUCCCGAUUCUCUCUUCUUAGAGCAUCCGGACGCAAAAGUCCAGGGACGGACAGAUUGCCACACUGCUUGUGGAAUGAGGGAGGGGAGGCGACUCAAUUCUACAAGGGAAGGAAGCAGGCGCGAUUGGGCGAGGGAAGAUAAUCGGAUAGACAGGACCAGCAUCCACCAUUAACUGGACGACACACAAGGAUGCAAAGUAUAACAGAAAUGGCGGAGAUGUCCGGACCGGGACUCGCGGGUGUAUGAUGACCAGCGGUCAGCAAACGACAGGGGAUGAUGACGUCCAGAUCCUGUGUCUGCAAGACUAUCCGACGACCAACAGCGAGGCAGCUGGAGAUGACCCGCAUCCCCGCCAUAAUGACGACGGUAACGAGACUGACUCGUCCUCGACGACAGACGACAUCGACAUCCCGGCACUAGAUGGAGGAUGGGGAUGGGUGGUUCUUGUCGGGUGCUUCACCAUCAACUUCAUCUCGGAUGGAUGUGCCUAUUCUUUCGGCGUGCUGUACACAGAACUGCUGGACUAUUUCCAGGAAAGCAAGAGCAAGACGUCAUGGGUAGGAUCUCUGUUCUUCUCAGUCCCACUGCUGUGUGGUCCCGUGUCCAGCGUCAUCACGUCCAGGGUGGGCUGCCGGACAGCAACUAUUGUGGGCGGGCUCAUCGCAGCCACGGGCUUCCUCUCCAGCAGUUUCGUCCAAUCCGUAGAGGCCUUGUAUUUCACUUACGGCAUCGUUGCCGGAUUUGGGAUGUCCUUACCGUACCUCACAUCCAUCCUUAUCAUCAGUCAGUACUUUAAGAAGCGGUUGGCAUUCGCGACCGGUGUUGCGGAGUGUGGAGCAGGGGUUGGGACUAUUGCCUUUGCGCCUGUAACGGUGGCGCUGUUCUCUGCAUUCAGCUGGCGGGGAACCAUGUACAUCAUGGCGGGCAUCGCUCUCAACAUCGUGGUGUGUGGAGCGCUGUUCAGGCCGAUAAAUGUUAAAAAAACCACUGUUAAUGUGAAUAAGGAUUGCAAGAAAUUGGAAACACGGGAUGGAGAUACAGGAAGCAAACUUCUGGGAAACACGACAGAAGCAUAUGGAGAUGAUUCAUUGUGUUGUGAAAUCAGUACUUGCCCCAACGGCGACAUCAGUUAUGACAAACCAGCAAAACAUUUUACGAAUACUGAAGGGGAGACACUUUGCUGCAAUCCUGACCCACAUAUGCUCCAUGAGACUGAAAACCCAUCCCAAGAUGGCCCCCAUCAUAGCAAUGAUCCUAAUCCUGAAUGUGUGUCUGCCUGUCAUCGACAUCUACGUGGGCUCAACACAUCGCUCCAGCUAGCCAUGUUCAGUCACCCCAUCUUCAUCUUGUUCAUCACCUCCAACUUCAUCCUCUACUUCUGGUUCGACGUACCCUUUGUCUUCCUAGCCAACAGGGCGGUGUUGUCAGGGAUGACAGAGACCCGGGCAGCGUUGUUGGUGUCCGUCAUCGGUAUCCUCCACACAGUUGGCAACCUUGUGUUUGGGAUAGCUGGAGACAUGCAAAGACUCAGUCUUCCCUUGUUGUAUGGCGUGUCCAUAUCAAUUUGUGGCGCGGCCCUGCUAGUGGUUCCUUUCUCCUCAGCGUUCCUUCCUCUGGCCUGUAUAGCUGGUGUGUUCGGACUCCUGUCUGCGUCCAGCGAGGCCCUCAGCUCCAUCCUCCUCAUCGACAUCCUUGGGGAGGCAAGUCUCAGUCAGAGUUACGGCUUCACAAUGCUGCUCAAAGGGAUUGCGAACCUUGUGGGGCCACCAUGUGCAGGAUGGCUGUUUGAUGCGUCUGGUAGCUAUGACAACACCUUCUACGCAGCCGGAACCUGCCUGGUGAUAGCAGGUCUGAUGUACACACCGACGCCCCUGCUGAGACGAUGUAGUAGAUGUCGUCACGCUGACACGAACACGCGGAAGUAAAUGACGUCACGCUAUGUACGGCGUCAUGCUGCCAUUAACGCCGUAACGUAGAUGACGCACCACUGUCACUCCGGCGGUGUAGAUGACUAGCAUCGUGGAACAAAGAUAGACAAUUUAAAUCAGGGACAGGUAGAUGAGCAGGUGACACCCGGGCUUGGGAUUUCAUUAACAAGAAGGCGUCAGCGGUGGGGAGGGGACGGAGGGGUGCGGUUUUGGGUAUAUGGUCAAAAUAGUAGACCUAGCAAAUAUGAUUCAUGGCUUUUACUUCACUGGUGGGCACGGGUGGCCCUGUCGUCUAAGGCACCGUAAUUCGCUGCGCAGGGUUGCGUCCCUUUGGCACGCAAGAAACCUAUGAUCAGUUCGAAUCCCGUUUUACCCUGGGUCCGGUUCCACAAAGCGAUCUUAACGCUGAGGUGGUCGUAACUCCCAUACUUUAACAUAGACUUACGAUAGUCGUAACGUUGGAUCGCUAUUGGAACGGGACUCUUAUAAUGAUUCUAGGUUUGUCAGUGGUAAACGUCUUCAAGACUUCGGGCUUUCCUCCCACAUUCAACUGACAUGAUUUGACUGGAAGAUUGUUCAAAGCGGCGUUAAACCCAGCUCACUCACUGAUUUUCUAAUAACGUCAAUCUAGCAAUGAACUAUUGACAUACUUACAAUACAUCAGUGAGUGAGUGAGUGAGUUGGGUUUAACGCCGCUUUUAACAGUAUUCCAGUCAGUUCACGGCGUGUCAGCUUAAUGUGGGAGGAAAGCCCCAAGUGAUGCAGGUCUCAGACGU
This is a messenger RNA of Haliotis rufescens (red abalone), 2894 nucleotides long. RefSeq names its product monocarboxylate transporter 12-like. Gene Ontology annotation, biological process: transmembrane transport; monocarboxylic acid transport. The transcript has 3 exons. Lineage: Eukaryota; Metazoa; Mollusca; Gastropoda; Lepetellida; Haliotidae. Gene Ontology annotation, molecular function: monocarboxylic acid transmembrane transporter activity. The record is from RefSeq and is a predicted model, not a curated record. The coding region runs from base 433 to 2115 and encodes 560 amino acids.